Messenger RNA from Staurois parvus, 510 nucleotides. Lineage: Eukaryota; Metazoa; Chordata; Amphibia; Anura; Ranidae. The record is from the annotation of a GenBank genome assembly.
GCAGAGGCACACCGGGCUGGACUUCCGGGCAGAGGCACACCGGGCUGGACUCCGGGCAGAGGCACACCGGGCUGGACUCCGAGGCACAGAGGCACCAGGCGAAGCAGCAGGCAGCGGGCCACCAGGCGGAGCAGCAGGCACCGGGCCCCCGGGCGGAGCAGCAGGCAGCGGGCCCCCGGGCGGGGGGGCAACAGGCACCGGGCCCCCCGGGCGGGGCGGCAGGCACCGGGCCCCCAGGCGGGGGGCGACAGGCAUCGGACCCUCAGGCAGAGCGGCGGGCGCCGGACCCCCAGGUGGAGCGACAGGUCUCGGGCCCUCAGGCGGAGCGGCGGGGCGCCGGACCCCCAGGUGGAGCGACAGGUCUCGGGCCCUCAGGCGGCAGCGGCGGGCGCCAGACCCCCAGGCGGAGCGACAGGUCUCGGGCCCUCAGGCGGAGCGGCGGGCGCCGGACCCCCCCAGGUGGAGCGACAGGUCUCGGGCCCUCAGGCGGAGCGACAGGUCUCGGGCCCC